AUGGCAGGGGAGGGGCGGGUUGAUGCAUCCUUGAGUGAUGGUGGUUCCAGAGGCUCAGGUGUAGGUACGACCGACGGAGUCGAUGCUACCAAAUUCGGAUGCACUGAAUCAAUAUUUAACCAUGAUUUCGCCAGUCUUGCACAGUCGAUGGCGCAUAGUGCGGAAGAAUUUGUGCGGCAAGUGUGGCUACGGGGGUGGCAGUUAGUUCAAUUCGCUCAAUUACCGGUGUGGAUGAAGGACAAUGAUUUUUUAGUCCGCGGUCAUCGCCCCGCGCUCAAUUCCUACUGGAGUUGUGCCAAAUCCAUUUUUCGAAUCCAUACCGAAACGGGUAACAUCUGGACUCACCUCCUUGGCUGUGUGCUUUUUAUCACAAUUUGGACCUUCUUCGUGGUAUUUGCUCCUGAAAGCAUUCAGUGGCAAGACAAAUUGGUCUUCUCGGCGUUUUUUUUGGGAGCAGUAGUCUGCUUGGGAUUCUCCUGUAUUUUCCACACUCUCAGUUGCCACUCCCUUAAAGUAUCCCGUUUCGCUAACAAACUGGACUACGCGGGAAUUGCAAUCCUGACAAUCGGGUCUUUUGUGCCUUAUCUCUACUACACCUUCUACUGUGACUUUUCCGCAAUGGUAGGCUAUCUAUCGUUGAUUUGCGUGCUCGGCGUCACGUCAAUCUGUGUGUCAAUGCUGGAUGUGUUUGCGAGCCCUCGAUUUCGCUCAGUGCGUGCUGGUUCCUUCAUUGGGCUGGGUCUUUCCGGUGUUAUUCCUGCCACCCACUACGCCGUAGUGGUGGGUUGGAAUUCUGCGGUUGAGGACGGAUCUCUCGGCUGGCUCAUAUUCAUGGCAGUUCUUUACAUCUCUGGCGCUGUACUUUACGCUCUCCGCAUCCCAGAACGCUGCUUCCCCGGUUAUUGUGACAUCUGGUUUCAGAGCCACCAAAUCUUCCACGUGUUUGUUGUGGCUGCCGCCACAGUGCACUACUACGGCGUCGCGAUGAUCUCCAACUAUCGCCUGAGUCGAGGAGACUGCAAACCCACCCCACCGAUUAAUUUUACUCAUACUUAA
This is a messenger RNA of Echinococcus granulosus, 1056 nucleotides long. Its product is annotated as ADIPOR-like receptor. Lineage: Eukaryota; Metazoa; Platyhelminthes; Cestoda; Cyclophyllidea; Taeniidae. The coding region runs from base 1 to 1056 and encodes 351 amino acids. The transcript has 5 exons. Gene Ontology annotation, biological process: adiponectin-activated signaling pathway. Gene Ontology annotation, cellular component: plasma membrane. The record is from RefSeq and is a predicted model, not a curated record. Gene Ontology annotation, molecular function: signaling receptor activity.